Molecule: messenger RNA, 2708 nt
Organism: Leptidea sinapis
Lineage: Eukaryota; Metazoa; Arthropoda; Insecta; Lepidoptera; Pieridae
Gene: RhoGAP68F
Product: rho GTPase-activating protein 1-like
Exons: 10
Coding region: 492-1949 (485 amino acids)
Biological process (GO): negative regulation of endocytic recycling; small GTPase-mediated signal transduction
Cellular component (GO): cytoplasm
Molecular function (GO): GTPase activator activity
Source: RefSeq, a predicted model, not a curated record
GAACUGCAAAGUGCGAAUUUCUUUUCUUUGAAUGCGAAAAUUUUCAAAACAUUUAUGUAAAGUGCAUAGUGCAAAACUAUUUCAUGAUCAAAGAAGAUAUUUACUUGAAGAUUCGUGAUUCGACCAUUAUUCGGAAUUCGCAUAUUCUUGUAGGAUUUGGAUAUAUCUACUUGUAUGUAGUGACUAGUGUUUCAUGUUUGGUACCUACCCACUUCGCUGUGUACAUAAUAAAUUUGUAAUAAUUGUCAAUUUCUUAAAUCUGAUUGUCCGUAAUCACUAUUAUGCUAUAUAUUUGUCGUCGAAAAUAUUUUGAUUUAAUCCUAAAGAUCAUAGUCACGGCUUAACUCGAUCGAAAUAUCGGCUAGAAUUAUUGUAGUAUAAAAUUUCAUGGUUGGAGUUGAGAUAAUUUGAGAAUAAUUUAUUUAAUUUCGACUUCGAAUCCAUCUAAUUUGAAGUAAACAUCCGCCUUGUGUUAUUCCAAAUUUUCUUUCAUGGAGUCUAAAAAUCAAAAUACUACACUGUAUUCAACAGAUGGUCAAAGCAUAGAAGUUGAAGAUGAUGAUCCCAAUCUUUUAAAUACAAGCCUUUCAGAUUACCAUGAUUAUGAACCUAGAUUAGAAUUUGAUGAUUCAGAGUUGAUAGCAUCUACUACAUUGGAUUCAAUUCCACCGGAAUUGCUUGAUAUGUCUGAUGACUUUAGCCGACUAUCAGCCAUUGGUUCGAUCGAGGAAAAUUUUGAAAAAGAACUCGCAGUGGAUGCCUUAUCUGAGUUAGAUUCUUCGUCGCACGCCUUCGAAACAUCGGGACUUAACAGAAGCGGGGCGAUUGAAGUUGUUGGUGAUGAUGUGAUAGGCCGUCGGAUUAUCGUAAUAUCAGCGUGUCAACUGCCGCCAAAUAAUAAUGUUAAUCCUGAUGAGUUUCUAAGGUAUCUUAUGUACACAUUAGACAAGUAUGUAGAACAGGAUUAUAGUGUUGUUUAUUUUCAUUACGGACUUCCGGAAAAUAGAAAUCCGCCUUUGUCGUGGAUGUGGAAAGCAUACAGAACACUCGAUAGAAAAUACAAGAAGAACCUUAAAGCAUUGUAUCUAGUCCACCCAACAAAUCUUAUUCGCAUCGUAUGGCAGGUGCUGAGGCCAGCAAUUAGUGUGAAGUUUGGGAGGAAAAUGAUGUAUGUGAAUUAUUUACAUGAGCUACGUGAACAUUUAGAUUUGGACAAGAUUUGCAUCCCUGAGGAAGUGUUAAAGCAUGAUAAGUUUAUUUUGAGCAAAAACCCGAAAGCCGCACGAAUCGCAAGCCUGAUGUUGCAGAAAUCGGUCGACUCGGUGGAGCAAGGCGAAGCCAGCGCUUCAAUGCCGCCCACACAACAAUUUGGAGUGUCAUUACAGUUUAUCAAAAAGAAUAAUACGGAUAUGCAAGAUAACAUACCACCUAUAGUUCGCCAGUGCAUCGAAUUUUUGUCUCAACCAGAUGCUUUGGAAACCGAGGGAAUAUUUCGAAGAUCCGCUAACGUGGCAGUGGUAAAAGAGUUGCAAAGGUCUUGCAAUAGAGGUGAACGUAUAUCGUUCAGAAACGAUCCACAUAUUGCCGCUGUUUUGUUGAAGAUGUUUCUCCGGGAGAUGAAAGAGCCCUUGAUGACAUUCGAACACUACGAGGAAAUCACAAAAUUUCAACAGUGGCCCAAGGCGGACAAACUCAGAAAUGUGAAAGUAAUGGUGUUUGAAAAUUUACCGAUUGAAAAUUAUGAGCUGUUAAAGUACCUUAUGAAGUUCUUAUGGAAGGUACAAGACAGGAGCUGUUUAAAUAAAAUGACAACCAGUAAUUUAGCUGUGGUCUUUGGGCCAAAUUUGUGUCGCCCAGCAACUGGUCACAUUUCCUUACAAGCCAUUGCACCUAUAAAUGCUUUUGUUGAUUUUUUGCUUGAACACCAGGAGUCUAUAUUUUUUUUCUAAAUAUUUAAUGUAAAAACUAGAUAUUAUUGAUGGAAAGAUUCACAAGUAUCACAAGAUUUAAACUAAUAUAAUAUGUAAUAACUAAUAACUAAUGUUUCUUUAAUGUCGUAAUUCAUUAAAUUAUCUAUAUUGGACCAUUAUUAUUUACUUAUUACUAUUGAAAAUAUUUAUUUCACAAAACCUAUCUCUCUUAAGUUUUGAAUAAGAUUCAAAAGAACAAACAUUCUGAAUUAAUUAUCCAUUCCAACAAAGUUGAACUGUGAGACAUUCAUGUGACAACCAGAUCCUUAGUUUUAUUGCAGUAGUACCUACCUAUUUUUAUUUAAAUUUACUUAUCUAUUCUUACAUCUUACUAUAUUAUUAUUUUAGCUUAACUCUGCUACACACAUUAAAAUUAAUUAAUUUAUACAUACAUACAUAAAAUCACACCUCUUUCCCGUAGAGGUAGGCAGAGACCACUUCUUUCCACUUGCUACGAUCCUUACAUACUUGUUUCGCUUGGUCCACUUUCAUUAUUCCUUUCAUACAUGCUCUCCGGUUUAGGGUACUCUUGACCUGUCCUUUUUUCAAGACGUCCCUGAUUUGACCUUGAAACGUCCGCCUAGGUCUACCCCUUCCAACACUUUGAUUCACACAGGCCUUAUACACUUUCUUCAUCAAUCGUUCUUCAUUCAUUCUCUCGACAUGUCCAAACCAUGCAUAAUAUAUGUAUUAUAUGCAAACCUGUACGUAAUAUAUGAUAGUUGUAUGUAUACAUUU